Molecule: messenger RNA, 1065 nt
Organism: Naegleria gruberi
Lineage: Eukaryota; Heterolobosea; Eutetramitea; Acrasida; Naegleriidae
Exons: 1
Coding region: 1-1065 (354 amino acids)
Source: RefSeq, a predicted model, not a curated record
AUGAAGUUUAUUGGAGAUGGAAUUGGUGGCUCCUUGGUUAUGCAUCAAUACAGUGAUGAAGAAAUGAAUAGUUUCAAAAAGUAUCCGAUUGUAAAUGUUUCGUCUGCAGAUGAGUUGACUUUAUUUGGGGUUUAUUCAUUGAAUUUGACUAAUGCAUGGUAUGGAGAGGAUGAUACGUUCUUCUUGUACCUGUCCUACUUUAUGGGUGUCUUUAAUGCAGUUCCUGAUUAUUUGAAUUUAUUAUUGUUAGAUAAUUCGAAUAGUUUCGUACCAAUGCCGAACGAAAUUAGAGAAAGAAUAUUCGUCAAGACAGUAAACGCAACAUUUAGAGAUUAUCAAAAUACCCUCCAAAAUAACAUUCUCUACAUGGGAACUUUCGGCAAGUUUAUUACUCAAAAAUCAGAAAUGAACACCUAUGUCAACAUUUCAUAUCCUCAAGUGGUCAACUAUGAAAUGGACACUUCUUUGAAUCAAACACUUGAUGUGUAUUAUUACAAUUUUUAUGGAUCCAUUCCAAUAGGAAAUCCAUUAAGAUACAAGAUGGUUGCUGUCACUGAUCAAAUUAAUUAUCCUAAUCCUUCCUAUAUUUCACUUUACAAGUUCAAUGUAAUUGGAUCAGAGAAUCAAAAAUUAGAUUAUAAUGGAUAUGGUUUGAGAAAUUAUGUAUUCUACUUUGAUGCAGACAAGUUAUUAGAUUAUUAUUCGAAACAAUUUAAUGAAACUUUGCAAAUUGAAACUCUUGCUUGUGGUUACCAAAAGGAGAGAACUAAUAGUUAUGUAGAUAAUGGUCGAUCCAAAGUCAAUCUCAAGGAAGGAACACUCACAUGUGAUGAUACUAUUGGAAAUGAUGUAAAAUCUGUCACCAUUAUGGUCAAGACCAUUAAGACAAUCAGUUCAUCAACACCACACCAAAGUUCUGGAAAGAUUCCUGUUGAUGAGAGUACAAUUAUAGUUGCAGUGACUGCAUCUGCUUUUGGAGCAUUGUUGAUAGUGGUUGGAAUUAUUACUAUUGUUGCAAUGAUUUGUUGUUUGAGAAGAAACAAAAAGUACAGUGAAAUUCAAUAA